UGCUCAAGUAGACCAAUAGCUGCAUUUCUCACCCCAAGCAUGCUACGGAUUUUAGCAUGGCCAGCACAGCCAAGCCCAUGCAAGUCUUCCAUUCGGGGAACUGCCUCAACACUGUCGUCACCGUGCUGCUCCUCGUCUCCUUCGGGUUUGUCCUAGGCACGAUCUACAGCGCCAACUUCCCAGAAUCCUACCUGCCUCCUUUCCUGCAACCAUUGCCGUCUCUUGCACUCUCAUCAUCGCCGCUGCCGAUGAACUCUCCCACGCCUCCGGCACCGGCACCUUUGCCGGAAACACCGUGCAUCUUGCCGCCAUUGCCCUCUACCACUCUGCCGCCAGCGCCAUCUUCGCCCUCGCCGCCACCGGAGAAACCACUCAUGGGGUUCACAGACUUCCUUGCACCGAGCGGCAGCGUCAUGCACAACAUGACCGACGAGGAGCUCCUCUGGAGGGCCUCCAUGGCGCCCAAGGUUGCCGGCAUGCCGCGCCGCAUUGUGCCGAAGGUCGCCUUCUUGUUCCUGACGAAGGGGGAGCUGCCGCUACGGCCUCUGUGGGAGAAGUUCUUUGCCGGGCAUGAGGGGCUCUACUCCAUCUACAUUCACACCAGCCCAGACUACGCUGGCUCGCCGCCGGCCGACUCCGUCUUCUACGGCCGCAUGAUCCCAAGCCAGAAGACGAGCUGGGGAAAUAUAAACCUGGUGGAAGCGGAACGCCGUCUCAUGGCAAACGCCCUCCUCGACCUCGCCAACACCCGUUUCGCGCUGGUCUCAGAAUCCUGCAUCCCCUUACUAAACUUUGAGGCCAUCUACUCCUACCUGAUCACCAACUCCAGCAGCCACGUCGAGAGCUACGACCGGGGCGAUGGCCGUGGCCGCCACGGCCCAUUCUUCACCGCACACAACAUCACCCUCUCGCAGUGGCGCAAGGGUGCCCAGUGGUUCGAGAUGGAUCGAGCCCUCGCCGUGGAGGUCGUCGCCGAGGCACGGUACAUCACCGUGUUCCGGGGCGACCACGGCGCGUCCAACAUGGAGGAGUACUACCUUGCGACCCUGGUGAACCUGAUCCGGUGGGGGAACCGCAACACGAACAGGACCCUGACGUAUAUGGAUUGGAGGGGCGGCGGGAGUCACCCGAAGGAUCAUGGGGAGAAGGACGUGACGGUGGAGCUGGUGGAAGGGAUGAGGAGAGGGGAUGGAAAAUGUGGGUAUAAGGUUGAUGUUGGUAAUGGGGUUGGGGAGGUAGAAUUCUGCUACUUGUUCGCGCGCAAGUUCUCAAGGGACGCGGUGGGGAAGCUGCUCGAGCUAGCGCCCAAGGUCAUGGGGUUUGGGUGACAUGCUCGUUUGUUUUGUUUGUUUGGAUGUGUCUUGUCGUUUGGUGUGGAAACAUACCGGAUUGGAGAUCGAUCUGGCAGUCAUUGUAUGAUUUUGUGGAAUUAUUUUUUAUUUUCAUGGUGAAUGCAAACACGGAUGUUGUCGGAUA
Brachypodium distachyon (stiff brome) is the source of this 1476-nucleotide messenger RNA. RefSeq lists its product as uncharacterized. Gene Ontology annotation, cellular component: membrane. Gene Ontology annotation, molecular function: glycosyltransferase activity. The transcript is spliced from 2 exons. Lineage: Eukaryota; Viridiplantae; Streptophyta; Magnoliopsida; Poales; Poaceae. Bases 57 to 1328 code for a protein of 423 amino acids. The record is from RefSeq and is a predicted model, not a curated record.